ACCAAUGAGGUGACUGCCACCAACAAACAGCCACACUACAGGAAGCCGUAGCCUCCGGUGAUAAAUAAGAGACCCAGAAGCACAGGAUGCACGUAGGACGAGCUCGGCGGGACGAGGGGAUGUGAGUCGGCGGCCGACGAGUCCCUUCUGUCCGUCCGUCCGUCCAGCCGGCGGGAUGGCCAUCGCCUGGCUGCUGCUGCUGCCGCCGCUGGCGUUGCUGGUGCCGGGAUCCAGCGGGGAGCACGCCGAGGUGGUCUGCGCCGGCAAUGCCUGCUACACCCUUCACCGGGCCGAACUGGGCUGGCACGGCGCCCAGGAACGCUGCCGGCACAACGGUGGCAACCUGGCCCCCGUCCGCAGCCCCGACGAGGCCGAGCGGUUGCGGGAGCUGCUGGUGGCGGCCGGCUGGCCGGGCCCGGCUUGGAUCGGGCUGUCGCUGGCUCGGGGACACUGCGUCCUGCCACAAGAACCUCUACGGGGCUUCUCCUGGGUGGCCGGCGGGGAGCCCGGCACCUACUCGGCGUGGCUGGCCGAGCCGGCCGUCACCUGCCUCAGCUCCCGCUGCGUCAGCCUGCGCAUGGACGAGCCGUCGGGCACCGUGGGCUGGGCUGACCGCCCCUGCCGGCCCCCGCUGGCCGCUUUCCUCUGCAAGUUCAGCUUCCGAGGCAUGUGCGGGCCCCUGCCGCUGACCGGACCCGGCCGGGUCAGCUACACCACCCCCUUCGGGGUUCACAGCCCCCGGCUAGCGGUGGCUCCCUUCGGCACGCUGGUGGAGGCCGACUGCGAGGAGGGCGUGAGUCCAGCCUUCGCCGUCUGCAAGGAGCCUUUGGAGGGAGGGGGUUUCGCCUGGCACCCCCCUGGACCCCUCUGCCCCAUUGCCUGCUCCCACCGCAACGGAGGCUGCCAGCAGCGCUGCGUGGAGACGCCGGGGGAGCCCGCACGGUGCGCCUGCCACCCGGGCUACACCUUGGCCGAGGACAUGGCCUCCUGCUUGCCCGAGGACACUUGCCACCCCAACCCGUGCCAGGGCACCUGUCUGACCCGGCCUGGUGGCUUCGAGUGCAGCUGUGGGGCCGGCUACACGCUGGCACCCGACGGCCGGAGCUGCCUGGAUGUGGACGAGUGCCUGGAUGGGCCUUGCCAGCACGAGUGCCACAACACACCUGGCAGCUUUGUCUGCCUCUGCCGGCCUGGCUACCGGCCAGCGGGGCCGGGUGACCGCCAUUGCCACGAUGAGGAUGAGUGUGCUCAGCCUGGCAUCUGCCCCCAGCUCUGCCUCAACGUCCCCGGCUCCUUCCACUGCACUUGCUUGCCCGGCUACCAGCGCCAGCCUGGCCACGGUGAUGCCUGUCUGGACGUGGAUGAAUGCCUCCGGGACCCCUGCCCUGGGCACUGCCGCAACCUGCCUGGCAGCUUCGAGUGCCUCUGCCCAGACGGCUUCCUCCCAGAGGAGGAUGGGCACGGCUGCCGCGCUGCGCCCGCCGAUGGAGACAAGCCCACAGGGGCUACCAACAGCACCUCACGGACCACAGGCGUCCCACGAACCACCACGGGCAUCCUCCGGACCAUGGCCAUCCCACGGACCACAGGUGCCCCGCGGAGCACGAGCAUCCUCCAGACCUUGGGCAUCCCCCUCGGGGUGACGCCGCCGCCAGCCCCCACGGCCGUAGGGUCGGCGCCUGGCGCUGAGCACAGCAGCGAUGGCCCCAGGCUGCUCCUCUACUACAUCCUGGGUAGCCUGGUAGCCAUCCUCCUGCUGCUGGCCUUCGCCCUGGCCCUCGUGGCUUGCAGGAGGAGGGCAGCCAAGCAGGAGAAGCGGCCGGCCAAAAACGCGGCGGAUAACUACUGCUGGGUGCCCGAGCAGGCGGAGAACCGUGGGGCGGGCGGCGAGCGCAGGUAACGGCACCCCCGGGGCAGCAAGGAGGGCGACAGAGAGCCAUCUGUUUGGAAAUUAACAGGAAAAUUAAAGAGGGGGGAGGGGGCUCUCUGUUCGACACGGGUUUGCACGGCCAAGAGCCUGUCCUGGGGUUCUUUGCCAAGCAGGAACUUCUCUUCCCCAUAAAGGCAGCCCCGGUUGAGUCCUGGGGUUUAUCAGCCAGCCGAGGGAAGGGUUAACAGGGAUGGUGCUCUGAUGUUGGGAUGGGGGUGAAUUUACCUCCCAGGGCUGCCCUUCAGCUCUGCACAAUCUCACCCUGCUUGAAACCAGCAAGUUCUCCAUUUUGCUUUGUCUUCCUGAAGGCAAACAGAUAAAAUUUGACUUGGAUUUGGCCUCCCCUACCUAUACUUGAAAUGCCAGCAGGCAAAAGCAGCAGCCUCCCUGCCCUCUCCCUGCAGCUCCCCCAGUCCUUUGCCACCCCAAAAGCAAUGCUAGCCCCACCCCACCUCACCUACCGGCUUGAGUUCAACCCUC
This is a messenger RNA of Dryobates pubescens (Downy woodpecker), 2410 nucleotides long. RefSeq names its product CD93 molecule (gene CD93). Lineage: Eukaryota; Metazoa; Chordata; Aves; Piciformes; Picidae. Gene Ontology annotation, cellular component: extracellular matrix; external side of plasma membrane. The transcript has a single exon. Gene Ontology annotation, molecular function: extracellular matrix protein binding; calcium ion binding; extracellular matrix binding. The coding region runs from base 176 to 1900 and encodes 574 amino acids. The record is from RefSeq and is a predicted model, not a curated record. Gene Ontology annotation, biological process: cell migration.